AUGGCUCUGGGGCUGCUCAUCGCCGUGCCGUUGCUGCUGCAGGCGGCGCCCCCCGGCGCGGCGCACUACGAGAUGAUGGGCACCUGCCGCAUGAUCUGCGACCCGUACAGCGCCGCACCCGGCGCGGGGCCCGCGGGAGCCAAGGCGCCGCCGCCCGGACCCAGCACUGCCGCCCUGGAAGUCAUGCAAGACCUGAGCGCCAACCCCCCUCCCCCUUUCAUCCAGGGACCCAAGGGCGACCCGGGGCGACCCGGCAAGCCCGGGCCGCGGGGGCCCCCUGGAGAGCCGGGCCCUCCUGGACCCAGGGGUCCCCCAGGGGAGAAGGGCGACUCGGGGCGGCCCGGGCUGCCCGGGCUGCAGCUGACGGCAGGCACGGCAGGCGGUGUCGGGGUGGUAGGUGGCGGAACCGGGGGCGGUGGCGACUCUGAAGGCGAGGUGACCGGCGCGCUGAGCGCCGCCUUCAGCGGUCCCAAGAUCGCUUUCUACGUGGGUCUCAAGAGCCCCCACGAAGGCUACGAGGUGCUCAAGUUUGACGACGUGGUCACCAAUCUCGGCAAUCACUACGACCCCACUACCGGCAAGUUCAGCUGCCAGGUGCGCGGCAUCUACUUCUUCACCUACCACAUCCUCAUGCGCGGCGGCGACGGCACCAGCAUGUGGGCGGACCUCUGCAAGAACGGGCAGGUCCGGGCCAGCGCCAUCGCUCAGGACGCCGACCAGAACUACGACUACGCCAGUAACAGCGUGGUGCUGCACCUCGAUUCAGGGGACGAGGUGUACGUGAAGCUGGACGGCGGCAAGGCGCACGGAGGCAAUAACAACAAAUACAGCACGUUCUCCGGCUUUCUUCUGUACCCGGAUUAGGAGCGCAGGCAGCGCGAGGUGGAGUGGCUUCGGGCAGCCCUGGGCCCGUGGCGGAGAGCUGUUCCCUGGCUGGAGAGGACCACUCUCGCUUCAUAACUCUUCCUGAUAUCUAUGGAAAAGACACAUCCCUGCUGUCCUCCCUGCCCCCCUCCAGACCUCAGUGUGUCUGCAACUCACCAAGCUCGCUCAGCUCUGGGCUGUCCUCCCGGUCCCUGUCCCCAACCUGGGGAGGGAGAAGGGGAUGCCCUAGUGGCGAGGUGAGCGGGAACCUGAACCCCCGGAGGUGGAGGCAGCUCAGUGCAGACUUUGCAAACGUGAUUGGACUGGACAGGCCCGGCGGGAGGCCUGCCCUUCCAGCCCUCCUCCCUCUCCGAGUGCCCUGAGACGGAGGGCUCCCAGCCCUGGCCAUCGAGGUAGGCCAAAGUGAGCAGGAGCUCCCUGGGGCAUCCUUCUUCGUGACCCCAAAAUACCUGUGCAAAUUUCCCUGUCCAUCAGCCAAAACCACCCGCAGCAGAAUCCCAGCAAACGGAAAAUUCACCUCUCCACCGCACUCCCGGGUCAGACCCACCUUGAUGCAUUAAAUUAUGUUUUUAG
Messenger RNA from Lynx canadensis (Canada lynx), 1458 nucleotides. It is a transcript of the gene C1QL2, whose product is annotated as complement C1q like 2. Lineage: Eukaryota; Metazoa; Chordata; Mammalia; Carnivora; Felidae. The transcript has 2 exons. The record is from RefSeq and is a predicted model, not a curated record. Bases 1 to 864 code for a protein of 287 amino acids. Gene Ontology annotation, molecular function: protein binding.